Molecule: messenger RNA, 1592 nt
Organism: Didymodactylos carnosus
Lineage: Eukaryota; Metazoa; Rotifera; Eurotatoria; Philodinida; Philodinidae
Source: the annotation of a GenBank genome assembly
GCCAUUUAAUUUUCUCUUUUCCAAAAGCUAAAUCUACGCACCGUUUACAAGGCAAUCGUACAGUUUCACCAAUUUGUGUCACGAGGGCUUGAACGGGCCAAUAACCUUUUCCACGAGCCUUUUCUUCGCCUGUUAAACACUGGUGAUACAGUUUAGCAAGUUUCUCUGCAUGUUUAAUUUGAUCAAGAGAUUUCCAACGACACGGUCCAACGAAAGGAACACUUGGAUCCUUGAACUCUUGUUCACAGCCAUGACAAAUAACUAUGAAAAGCAUAAAAUAACAUCCAAACAUCAUUUCAAGCAAACGUUGAAAUUUAAUUAAAAAUGACAGCGCCGUUUUGAUUCAAAAGAUCUAUCUGUAAUUCAAAGAAUAAGUGAAACCAAUAUGAUGAAGAGAUUAUAGAUGUUAGUCGUAAAGCGGAUGUGAAUCAUCUAACAUCUACGUACACUGUAAAGGAGAAAAUGCACCUUCAAAACGACAAAUUGAACAAGUGAUAGAUGUGAGGAAUUAUAUUCUAUUUCGGCUUUUGAUUGUAUUCUUCAUGUUUAGCCGUACGACUUCUUAUUCGACGAUCAAGAUGGCGCCAGUCGUACUGCCAAACUUUUUCCUACCAUUGCAGACUCAAUCCCGCUGAUAAUGCUUCAACCAACUCGUUUCCAAUUUGAGUUGGACCAUUUUGAAAAAUCUGUACGUCUCAUCGAUUUAAAAUUAGCGGAUGCAGGUUGGUAUAUGUGUACUCCACAUCAUCUCAUUUAUCACUUGACCGUAACAACUCAUUUUGAUCACAAUAUCAAAUUACAAACCACACAAAAUGUUCAACAAUUAUUGUUGAAAACUAAAUUAAAACGCUACAAUUUACAGUUGGAAUUUCCUUUACUUUACACAACAACAUGUCAACCGUGUAACUCACCAAAAGGCAUAAAAAAACUACAUUAUGGUUGCAGUGUGAAAGAAAUUAAAGGUCAUACAAAAAAUGGAAAAAAUCCAAAGAAAUCUAGGCUAAAGACGAAUUCAAAAAUAAAAAUAAACUUGACAAUACCAUUAUUAAAACGAUUUGAGCAAGGUAUAAAGUAUAGAAAUAUUUCUUAAUUAAAAGUAACCCUUGCAUAAGUUAGUAAUAGAACGAACUCUGCAAGUUCGGAUCUGCAAUGGUAAAAUAUGUUAGUUCUGUUACUGAAGUGUUUAAGGAGUGCUUUUGAUGUUAUGAAAAUGUUUCUGGGUGAUCAACACUACUAGUUAGAAUUCUGAUUUAAUUAUUCCAAUAUUCACGACAAGACAGUUAACAGUGGUUAUUAAACAGAUCGUAGAGAAAGAAGGAGUAAUAGGAUAAAUAUCGUGAGUGAGCGUCACUAAUCGGCUAUUAUUCUAGGAAUUCCAUGUCAGUCAACUUUAUUACCGGAAAGUUUGCGUAUAUAUUUGAGAAAGACAUCUGACCGUACCAAUGAAAUUUCAUGUAAUGAAAAAUGUUCAAUGUUUAAACAUCUAUCGGUCGACAGGAACACUUCGCACGCUAAAGACUCGUCGCUCAAUGAUUUUCCACCAAGUGCGUCCUUUCUCAAACAACUAACAGUUGUUGCAUGGAAAAAUCGAU